CUGCACUACGGGACCCUCCUGGGCAGCAGAGCUUGUGCCCACAUGGCAGCAGCUGCCUGGGCCAGUGCCUUUCUCAAUGCUCUGGUACACACAGCCAAUACAUUUUCCCUGCCCCUGUGCCAUGGCAAUGCCCUGGGCCAGUUCUUCUGUGAAAUCCCACCCAUCCUCAAACUCUCCUGCUCACACUCCAAACUCAGGGAACAUGGAAUUAUUGUGGUCAAUGUCUGUUUAUCAUUUGGCUGUUUUGUGUUCAUGGUUUUCUCCUAUGUGCAGAUCUUCAGGGCUGUGCUGAGGAUCCCCUCUGAGCAGGGACGGCACAAAGCCUUCUCCACCUGCCUCCCUCACCUGGCCGUGGUCUCCCUCUUUGUCAGCACUUCCAGUUUUGCAUACUUGAAGCCCCCCUCCAUCUCCUCCCCAUCCUUGGAUCUCGCCCUGUCAGUUCUGUACUCGGUGGUGCCUCCAUACGGCCUUAAACUGUGUCAGUGA
Molecule: messenger RNA, 486 nt
Organism: Melospiza melodia melodia
Lineage: Eukaryota; Metazoa; Chordata; Aves; Passeriformes; Passerellidae
Product: olfactory receptor 14J1-like
Exons: 2
Biological process (GO): G protein-coupled receptor signaling pathway
Cellular component (GO): membrane
Molecular function (GO): olfactory receptor activity; odorant binding
Source: RefSeq, a predicted model, not a curated record